AUGAAAGGGAAGGAUAAUGUCAUAGCUGAUGCACUGUCCAGAGUGUCUCCCCAGCCAGCACCUAAAGAAGGAGAAGACGAGGAAGAUUUUAUCUCAGUUCACAUGCUCACAGAGGAAAUCCCUGCUGAUUCUAUGAGAGUUGGAGAUUUCAGACGCGCAACUGUAGAAGACACUAUUUCCGACUACUGGAGCUACAGAGAAGAGAUCAGCGCCGAGAAUGGUCUACUCUUCAAAGGCCAUCGACUCAUAGUUCCUGAGAAAUUGCGUAGCAGAGUCCUCCAAACUUUCCACGAGGGUCAUUUUGGUUUUGAGAAGAUGCAACUAAGAGUCCGAGAAGCAGUAUUCUGGCCAGGAAUAAUCUCAGAUUUACUACAGGCAGCACAGGGUUGUGAAGUGUGCCAGACGUUCUCAAGGAGCCAACAAUGUGAGACACUGUUGCCCCGUGAAGUUCCUCAAGGACAUUGGGAGAAGUUAGGAAUUUAUUUCUUUGAGUUUCAGUCUACUACCUACCUCCUGAUAGCAGACUACUACAGAAGGUUUCCUGUGAUCCGGAAAAUACGCAGCACCAACACAAGUGCUACCACCGAGAUUCUGAAGCAAGUGUUUAGCGAAUAUGGAGUGCCUCAAACUGUUAUGACAGACAACGGCCCCCCAUUCUCGUUGAAGGAAUUUGCAGCCUUUGCAAACCAAUACCGCUUUGACCACAUCAUGUCUAGUCCUUGUUACCCACAGAGUAAUGGUUUCAUCAAACAUAUGGUGCAGACGGUCAAGCAGUGUAUGAGGAAAUGUGCAGCCACAGAACAUGAUCCAAGCUUAGCUAUGUUGAUCUACAGAGCCACACACCUUACUACCAGCAUACCAUCACCUGCAGAGCUAUUGAGUGGAUGA
Molecule: messenger RNA, 888 nt
Organism: Pocillopora verrucosa
Lineage: Eukaryota; Metazoa; Cnidaria; Anthozoa; Scleractinia; Pocilloporidae
Source: RefSeq, a predicted model, not a curated record